UUUGUUAAAUAUUUAAGCUUUAAGUUUGUUUAAUUAAAAAAAAAUCCCAUAAAGUUGUGAUCUUUGAGCAAUUUUAGUAUUUGGGUAUUUAUUUUCUUGAAUAAGUUUUGAGGAUUUAAGGUUUAAAUUUGUUUAAUUUGUUAAAAAAAAUUGUGGGUGUAAUAGGAUGGAUUCUGAUUCUUGGAUUCGUAUGUCUACUUCUUCAAGACGUCACCAAUCUCGAUCAGACUUCUAUAAUAUAAUAGAAGAGUACGAGGGUGAAGAGGAGUCAAGGCCGGAGUUUCUGUGCCCUUUCUGUGGCGAGGAUUUUGAUAUAGUUGGCCUUUGCUGUCAUAUCGACGAAGAGCAUGCUAUUGAGGCUAAGAAUGGGAUAUGCCCCUUUUGUGCUAAAAGGGUUGGGACGAAUUUGGUUGGCCAUAUUACGCAGCAACAUGGAAAUAUUCUGAAGGUGCAGCGCAAGAGACGAUUACGAAGGGGUGGAACUAAUUCAACUCUUUCUAUUUUAAGAAAAGAGCUGAGAGAAGGAAGUCUACCGUCCAUUCUCAGGGGAUCUUCGCACUUGGUUUCUUCCGCUACUUCAGAUCCUGAUCCCCUGUUAUCUUCAUUCAUUAACACCUCAGCUUCGGUUGAUGAACCUCCUGAAGUUCAACCUCUUUCUUCUGCUUUAGCAGCAUGCUCAACAGAAGAAAACACUGCUGAGAACUUGUCUGACAGAAAUAUUCAGCCAUCUCCACUAUCCGAAAAAGACCAAGAAGAGAAGGCAAGGAAAUGCGAGUUUGUUCAAGGGCUUCUGCUGUCGACCUUUCUUGAAGAUGACGACUUCUAAUUUAACAAGAGGAUUCGCAAUGUAGUAGCUAUAUUAUGUAGCUUGCAAUGUAGCUUGGUGGAAAAA
Lycium ferocissimum is the source of this 892-nucleotide messenger RNA. RefSeq names its product protein DEHYDRATION-INDUCED 19 homolog 4-like. Lineage: Eukaryota; Viridiplantae; Streptophyta; Magnoliopsida; Solanales; Solanaceae. Bases 167 to 826 code for a protein of 219 amino acids. The transcript has 5 exons. The record is from RefSeq and is a predicted model, not a curated record.